Messenger RNA from Drosophila persimilis, 2760 nucleotides. RefSeq names its product protein SON (gene Son). The transcript is spliced from 2 exons. The coding region runs from base 95 to 2659 and encodes 854 amino acids. Gene Ontology annotation, molecular function: RNA binding. The record is from RefSeq and is a predicted model, not a curated record. NCBI's taxonomy places the organism in Eukaryota, Metazoa, Arthropoda, Insecta, Diptera, Drosophilidae. Gene Ontology annotation, biological process: regulation of cell cycle; regulation of mRNA splicing, via spliceosome.
AAUAAAUAAAAUAGCAGAGAAACUAUAAAUGUGCGUACAGCUGGAAAGGAUAUGAAUGACUGUAUAAGGCCAGCCCGGGGACACGGCCAUCGCAAUGACGGAAAAGUCGGAGAAUGCCUCGAAUGUGGAGAGUUCUCAAUUGGAACAGUCGGGGGAACAGUCUUCCCCCAGUGGUCCUUCUUCGCAGAUCAUGGUAAAAUCCGAGAAGUUUGAUGCCGAGGUUGAGGCCAAGCUGAGAGCCUUGAAUGCGAAGAGUAAGUCGGAACAGAAGCAAAGGCAUAGCCAUGGCCAGCAGGAUGACGACACGGAAGACGAUGACGAAGACUGUGAUGGCGAUGGCUCCUCUGUGGAUGAUAAAAAGGCCAUUGUGCCGGUGAAGUCGUCCAACGAAAUACUCGCAGAACUCUUUGGCGUUUUCAAUGCAGCACCUCCCGCGGAGCUGCUCGAUGACAAAAAUCUUCUCAAGCUCAAGCACAAAAAGGUCAAAAAGGAGAAGAAAAAAAAGAAGAAGACGUCCAAAUCGGAUGGCGAGUGUUCGGAAUCGGAUGCGGAAGGCAAGCAUAAGCACAGGCGGAAAAAGCAUAAGCAUAAACACAAGGACACCAAGGAAAAGGAUCGCGACAAGGCCAAGGAGAAGCAAGCUGCUGCUCAUGCUCCUGUUGUUUCUGUGGUUUCUGCCUGUCUCAAGGAGAAAGAGAAACCUGAGACUAAGAAACGAGCCUCGGAGAGAAACAAGCAUGCGGAAGUCCUGCAACCAAAGAGGGAGAAGCGGGAGCGAGAGCGUGACCGCAGCCACAAUAGCUUCUAUAAUGGCUACAGGGAUGGCGAACGAGCCAGCGAGAGGCCCAGCGAAAGACCUAGCAACAAGGCUCGUGAAAUGUCCGAUGUCUCGCUCUCCGACGAGGAAUCAUAUCUCCGCGAGAAGGCCUCCAACGGACGCCGACGACCUCAGAACAGCUUCUACGAUGUGAAAGAAGAGCCCAAGGAGGAGCUCCCCCAGCUGCACCACGGUAAGCGCAAUGCUUGGGACUCCGGCACGAGGCGGCCACGUCGGUCACGGUCCCGGUCUCGAUCCCGACCUCGAGAUCUGGGCAUUGACAAGAAGCGGCUUCUGGAGGUGGCGCGCAAGAAUGCAAUCCACAUGUUCAAGCGGGGAAAUCUGCCGGGAGUGGCCGAUAUGACGCCCGAGGUGAAGGACAAGGUCUUGAUCAAGAUGCGUUAUGGGGGACGUACCGUCCAGGAUCUGACGGACUUUUGCAAGAAGAUCUCCAGCGGCGAUGCGUUAUCCGAUCUCAGCUCCGACGAGGAGUCCGAUACGGAUAAGAAUGGGAAUGCCAAGGCCUUCCACCACCCCUUUCAGCUCAAAGAGCGGGAACCGAUUGUGAUGCACAUCCGCAACUCGACGCCGAUACUGCCGCGGAGGGAGGAUCAAACCAAGGCCAUAACCAUGCAGUUUCCGGUGUCUUCUGGGCAGGAGCAUCGCAAAACCGAGACCUGGGUGCCUGUGGGGCGUAAGGAUUCGUUGACCCCACUACCAUCGCUACCGCCUGCCAAACAAUCUACGAAUAUCUUUCAGGACAUACAGAAGAAUGUGUUUGCCAAAUCCAUACCGCAAUUGGAGAAGCAAGAGCCCGCCUUUAAGUCGAUAGGUGCAACAGCAUUGGAAGCGUCUACGUCUACGUCUACGUCUACACCUUCACCUGUGACCGGACCUGCACCCGUUCCCGCACCGGUUCCUCCGCCUCGUCCAGAGCCAGUUCCAGCUCCAGUAAUUGCAUUCACUCCCGCUCCGAUACCGUUUGUGCCUGAGGUCCCCAUACCAUCUGCGACAACACCAGUGACGCCCAGCCGGUCAGCAGCGACGCAGCAUCAUUCGUCACACAGUGCUUCCAUCUUCCCGGAGUCGGGGCCGCUCAGCAUGGAUGUGUCGAGUAUAAUUACCCAGCGACUUAGUGCCAUCCGUCGACUACAGACAAAUCCCACCGACUGCGAGGCCAUCAAAAUGAUGCACAACGCACAGCGGGACAUGUCCUCGUGGGCCUCCUCGAAGCAUCUGCCUGGCCAAUUCACUGGCAGCACGGGCGCCCAUGUGAUGAAGGCCCAUGAGCUGAAUAGCGGACCGCAGCUGUGGGUACGUCGGGAUCAGCUGACCUCCACCAAGCCGGUGACGGGCGGCAUGGGCAUGGCACUGUUGCAGAAAAUGGGCUGGAAGCCCGGCGAAGGACUGGGACGGUGCAAGACGGGGUCCCUGCAGCCGCUGCUGCUGGAUGUGAAACUGGACAAACGCGGACUGGUGUCGCGCGAGGAUAUCAAACUGCAGCCCCCGCGCCCAGCGGCUGGGCAGCGUAAAAACAAGGAUAGGGGCUGCGGCGGCGUCGGUGGCGGCCCUUCUGGCCAAGGGGUGGCACCCAUGGUAGUAACGGUGGACAAGCAUCCCGUGUGUGUGCUGAAUGAGCUGACAUCGAAGAACCGGUGGACGCCGCCGCAGUAUAUCCUGCAGCAGGAAUCAGGCCCGUCGCACAUACGCAGUUUCCUCUUCUCCGUGGAGAUCAAUGGGCAAUCGUACACGCCCGACCGGCCGUGCAACAACAAGAAGGAGGCCAAGCUGAACGCGGCCAAAUUGUGCUUGGAAAGUUUGGGCAUCUUGCAGCCCAGUUAGGGGCGUAAUCUAUGAUGUUAAGGAUAAGGAAAAAGUCAGGAUAUAUUCUGUAAAGUUUACAUGUAAAUACGUAUAAAAUUAGUUUUAAAUCUGAACCGUAA